GGUGGGCUUUAAUCCUAAUCUUGACAAAAUGGCGACUGUUGUUGUUUUGCCGCAGGGUCAGUGAAAAACUCCGCUUUUCGUUUCAUUAAUUUUCUGCAAUAAUUUGCAGAAACGUCGCUAACAAAACACCAGGCGCCCCAGAGUCGACUCUGCGUGGAGUGAAAUGAAAGGCAAAGAGCGGUCGCCAAUUAAAAAACGCUCCCGGGCCUUGGACGAUAUUCGAGACAGGGGCGGAUGCCACCCGAGCAGCAAGAAAAUGGGGGCUCUCUCCGUUUCCAGCGGGAGUAAUAACGGAAACAGCUCGACCAAAGGCGACAGUGGCUCGGCUAGAAGGAGUCUACUCGGUGAGAAAAGAGACCGGGACUUUGACAGCCACAGUCGGGCCGGAAAUAACCACAGUUGUCAGUCAGCUGCUGCUAGCUCCGUGGUUAAGAACCACAGCCUGAGCCUGACGCUCGAUUUAGCUUCGCAGCGGACCACUUCCCGGGGGGAGCAGCGUGUCCAGCCGCCCAACGCCGAGAGUGAGUACCAGACUCUUAAAAUAAGCGACCUCGGCACCCAGCUGAGUGACGAAGACGUGGAAGACGGACUUUUUCACGAGUUCAAGAAAUUCGGCGAUGUAAGUGUGAAGAUUAGCCGUAGCAACGACGAGCGGAUUGCAUUCGUGAAUUUCAGGAAGCCGGAGGACGCCCGCGCUGCCAAACACGCCAGAGGACGGCUGGUGCUGUACGACCGUCCACUAAAGAUCGAGGCGGUGUAUAAAAAUAGGAGGAGAAGCCGCUCCCCAGUUGAAAGAGACUUGUACGGUGCAACUCAGAGCCAUAGACACUUGCAGAGACCGCUGUCCCCAACGGGGCUCGGAUACAGAGACUACCGGCUGCAGCAGCUAGCAUUAGGACGGCUCCCCCCGCCGCCGCCUCCACCCCCUCUCCCCAGAGAACUGGACCGGGACCGAGAGUUCGCUCUGUUUGAGGCCAGGGCACGUCCAGCUUUCAUUGCAGAACGAGCAGCUUUUCGUGAGGAGGAUUUUAUAUCUCCAGAAGACGACCAAAGAGCCAACAGGACGUUGUUUUUAGGCAACCUGGACAUAACUGUGACUGAGGCUGACCUAAGGAGAGCUUUUGACAGGUUUGGAGUUAUCACAGAGGUGGAUAUUAAGAGGCCCACCAGGGGACAAACUAGUACAUAUGGAUUUCUGAAAUUUGAAAAUCUAGACAUGGCCCACCGUGCUAAGCUGAACAUGUCUGGUAAAAUCGUGGGCCGCAAUCCCAUAAAGAUAGGCUAUGGGAAAGCAACACCCACCACACGCCUGUGGGUGGGUGGACUUGGACCCUGGGUUCCUCUAGCUGCUCUGGCAAGAGAGUUUGACCGUUUUGGAACUAUAAGAACUAUUGACUACAGAAAGGGGGAUACCUGGGCCUACAUUCAGUAUGAGAGUUUGGAUGCUGCUCAGGCAGCUUGUACACACAUGAGGGGUUUCCCACUGGGAGGUCCAGACAGAAGACUGAGAGUAGACUUUGCUGACACAGAGCAUCGUUAUCAACAGCAGUUCCUGCAGCCUCUUCCUAUACCACCUUUUGACAUGGUGGCUGAGUCAUUUGUCCACCGUGCUGCACCUGAACCACUCAGGGUCAGAGACAGGACUCCACCCCCGCUACAUUUUAGAGAGAGAGAAAUAUUUCCUGGAACUGAGUGGCCCAACCCGGCUAUUCGAGAGCGAGUCCGGGCCUCACCCUUUGAACCUCUGGAGCACUUGGAGCGUGAGAGACGAGCACGAGAACCUUGGUCUCUGGAAAGAGAGCUGCAAGGACGAGAACCUGUGCGCAAACGGCGAGUGAUGGAGGAUGGACGUCAUAUAGAUCACUCCCCUGACAGCACUGACAGGACAGUAAGGCGCAGGCGUUCUUCUCCAGAUGGCAGCCCUGGAGGAAGCAGCAGAGAUGGGGGGCGCUACAGUGACUCAGAGCGCCCUGUAAGGGGUGAAAGACCCUCCCCUGCACGAGAACGUCACAGCAGCCUUGAAAGAGCUGGUGCUGAAAGAAGACUUAAAAGCCAGUUUCUAUCUGACAAGGCACCACCAGGGAGCAGUAUUUCAGUGGUUGGUGAGCGCAAACGUAAAGCAGGUGAUGGUAGUAAAGGGCCAGCCAAAAGAGAACGUCCAGAAAGCAGCUCCAAAGGUGGUCAGCUGUCCAAAUCAGAGGGCACCAGGCUCAGUUUGGCCUGGCAUGGUAUGCUACUGCUAAAGAAUAGCAACUUUCCAGCCAACAUGCACCUGCUGGAAGGAGACUACAAUGUGGCUACUGACCUGCUGGUCGAUGGUUCAACGGGGCGGCAGGUGAGCGAGCUAAAGAUCACCCAGCGGCUCCGCCUGGACCAGCCUAAGCUUGACGAGGUGUCCCGACGCAUCAAAGUCGCAGGUCCUGAUGGCUACGCCAUCCUGCUGGCAGUCCCUGGGCCUACAGAGGAUUCAUCUUCAUCUGAUCCUGCAGUCUCUACUCAGCGUCCUCUCCGGAACCUGGUGUCCUACCUCAACCAAAAACAAGCUGCAGGAGUCAUCAGUCUACCUGUGGGAGCGAGCAGGGAUAAAGACAACACGGGGGUUCUUCAUGCAUUCCCUCCCUGUGAUUUCUCGCAGCAGUUCCUGGAUUCCUCUGCCAAAGCUCUGGCAAAAAGUGAAGAGGACUAUCUAGUCAUGAUUGUUGUUCGUGGAGCAUCUUAAAAAAAAAAAAAAAAAAAAAAAAAAAGCAGAACACACUAAGUUCUCCUAAUGUAAACAAAAGAAAUUCUGCUGUAUGUCAGUAACUAUUGCAUGCUGUGUGUUUUGCAUUAUGAGUUGCAAAGGUAUGGUUCCUGAGUGUUUGUAUGUUGCCAUGUAAUCCACUAAAAAGGACAGAGUUCCCUUCCUCAAACUCAACAAAGGUGGUAUGGUUUUGAAAUUAUUUUAAUAGGUUAUAAAAUGUUCACAGAUCCUAAAAUCCUGCAGUAAGAAUGUUAGAAUGCAUUUAAACGUUAUUAGCAUGCAAGUUAUAAAAUUCAGUGUCACAUGGUAAGAGAAACAUUUGAAAACAGUAUUUUCACUAAUGUUUAAAGGGUUCACUGUGUAAGAUUUAGGUGACACUACUUUAUAUACAAUUUUUUCCUCAUGAAAUUGGAAUAUAAAGUAGUUUUACUGCCAUUAGUUGUAUGUUUAAAAAAAAAAGUGAAAAUAUUUUUUCUGUUAUGCCAGAACUUUUUUAAUUACAUUACAAACUAGGCAUUUUAUAUGGAAGGCAAACUAAAUUCCUUGUGCUUAAAUAGUAAUAACUAAACACGUUCUUGGGCAAAAUUUAAGAAAUAUUCAGUUAUAACAAAAUGCUGCUAAAUCCUACACAGUGCAUUUGUUAAAUGUUGGUAAACAGUUUAAAUAAACAAGAAAAUGCUUAAAAUAGUGACAUUCUAGGGGGAAAAAACACAAUAACACCUCUAAAAAAAUAAAACUAUAUCAUAAGGUUUAAUCCACAAAACUUUUAAAUGUGACUCAACCAAAACCUGUGUUUAUUGUUAAAAUCCCAAACAAGAUUGUGUUUCCUGUGCAGGUGUUGUUGUGUUUACCUUCUAACCUGGUUCUCACAUGAGUUAAAUCAGAGUGGAUCCACUAUAAAGCGUUGAGCCACUGUUUAAGUGAGAAUUUUGAUUUAAUUUAAAAAAUGUAUUGGUAGAUAAUCAAAAGUUAACAGAGAGAAACUGACAUUUGUGGUUUCAUUAAAAGUGUAGUGACAGACUUUGGUACUGUGUUACAAAGAUGAUCUGAACAGAAUUGGUCUUUUUUAAACACACAUUCCAUGGUUAUGUUGCCAUCGUGUUAACAUCCAGAUGCAGACAAAGUGUUCCGUAAUUUGAAAGCUGUGUGAAGAAAGUCAUCUUUUUUUAAGAGCACUCAUUGAAGCUUACUCCUUGUUCUCGUGUUAGUGUCUCAAAGAUCAGCAACCGUUUAGAUCAAACAUGUCAGUUUCCUAGAUUUUUAAUUGUGGUUCACAACGUGUUAAAGUUCGUCAUUUGGUCUUUUUUUUUUUUUUUGUUUGUUUCUUACAAUCUGAACAUUAACAGUUAUGGUAAUUUACCCUGGUGGUGAAUAGGUGGUACAUAAAAAAUGUCAAUCUCUGUCUAAAAUGCUUAUUACUAACCAGUUGCAAUAGAACAUGCUUAAUUCUAUGAAAAAAAAUGACAUGUUCUGCUAAUUUUCCUCAUCAUUUCAAACUACUUGUCUCUAUCUUUGUUCAAUUUUAAUUAGCAGAAAGUACUGUUAUUAUUGAUAAAAACCAGACUAAUAUUUGAUAGUUAUCUCACAGCAGCAACAACGACAAUUUACUUCAUUGUUUUAACACAGGCAAAGUCCAAGUCUUUGUUUUUUUUUAACAAGUUAAGCAGCACUUUAACAGUUAUUUUCAAGGUCUAAAUUUGACACUGUUUUCAUUUGUGACUGCUAAUGUUCUCAGAGCUCUAUAGUCACCAUCUUUUUUCAAUGCCACCCUGUGAUUGUCACCGUGCAAGUGCCCUCUUAACUUGGCUAUAAUUUGCUGUUGUUUGUUUGGUUUUAUGUAUUUUUGGAAACAUUCAUUUGUUUGAAAAAUUAUCUUUCAACAUCGCACUCACUGCGACUGUGGACUCCUGAGAAGAGGAGAGCUGAUGACCUCCCAAGAGAAAGCGAGCGACAUAUGUUUUUCUGUCACUGCUGAGGCCGCUUUUAAAUUGUGUAGUCCAUCUGCACCCGUGAUGACUGUUUAAAAUGGGGGAAAAAUGAGCAAUGUACACUAUGAUGUCAUGGAAAAAGGAAAAUCCAUAAAGCCCAUGAGAAGCUGUUCACAUACCUGAAAGUGCAGUUUUGGCACUGAAUGUGACCGAUUAUCAAUAAAUUGUUCAUUUGAAGGGAAA
Cynoglossus semilaevis (tongue sole) is the source of this 4911-nucleotide messenger RNA. It is a transcript of the gene rbm15, whose product is annotated as RNA binding motif protein 15. Bases 164 to 2719 code for a protein of 851 amino acids. Gene Ontology annotation, molecular function: RNA binding. NCBI's taxonomy places the organism in Eukaryota, Metazoa, Chordata, Actinopteri, Pleuronectiformes, Cynoglossidae. The record is from RefSeq and is a predicted model, not a curated record. The transcript has a single exon.